Chelmon rostratus (copperband butterflyfish) is the source of this 684-nucleotide messenger RNA. Its product is annotated as dual specificity protein phosphatase 13-like. Gene Ontology annotation, cellular component: cytoplasm. The record is from RefSeq and is a predicted model, not a curated record. Gene Ontology annotation, molecular function: protein tyrosine/serine/threonine phosphatase activity; MAP kinase phosphatase activity. Gene Ontology annotation, biological process: protein dephosphorylation; negative regulation of MAPK cascade. NCBI's taxonomy places the organism in Eukaryota, Metazoa, Chordata, Actinopteri, Chaetodontiformes, Chaetodontidae.
AUGGUUGUAGUAAAGGCUCAACAGAGUUUGAAAAUAAAUGUUGGGAGAAGAAAAUCAUACAAAUGGGUUUUUUCAGAGAGCAUUUUGUUAUGCAGGUAACUAUAAAUGUUCAUGCAGUCAACUAUGAACAAUCUACACGACAGCAACGCAGUUUCCCCUGCCACUCCUUCUGUUAAAGACUUAGUGAAGGUUUUGUAUGGAGGAAAAAGGUUUGGCAAUCAUGUGGAUGAAGUCUGGCCUAACCUAUUCAUUGGCGACAUGUCAGUGGCCAAUGAUCGCUACAGUCUAUGGAAGAUGGGAAUCACUCAUGUUGUGAAUGUGGCUCAUGGGAGGAUGCACUGUCAGGGGAGUCGUGACUUCUACGGCUCCACUGUGGAUUAUUAUGGAGUGCCUGCUGAUGACUCACCAUCCUUUGACCUCUCUCGCUACUUCUUUCCCGCUGCUGAGUACAUUCAGAGUGCACUUGACACAGCAGGUGGUAAAUACCCAUCCUCGGGUUUUGUCCACUGUGCUGUUGGAGUGAGCAGAUCUGCCUCCCUCGUCCUGGCCUACCUAAUGAUCCACCACCAUCACACCCUACUAGAGGCCAUCAAUAAGGUCAAAGAGCACAGGUGGAUUUUCCCAAACAGAGGCUUCCUCAAACAGCUUCGUGCUUUGGAUAUGAAACUGUGCAAGACAUCCUGA